GCUGGAGGACCACCGGCUGGAGAGUUUUGGCGAGCACGCCCAGCUCCAGUUCGAGAAUAAAGUCCUGCUGCGCGGCGUCUCCGGGUACGUGUACUACCACACCCCCGACCGCUCGCGGACGUUGUACCUGGCUUUUUCAUGUCCCAUUACAGGGUCGAGCUGCUUCACCGCGCGGGGUGGCUCGCAGCCGCCCGACUGCCAGGGGCUGUGGGAGCAGGUGCCAGAGGCGGCCGCGCCGGGCGCCGGCCUGCGGCGAGCCGAUGGAUGUGCCUGGGAGACAAUCGAGAGCCAGGACGACAGCAUCGUGCUGCGGGUGGUGGUGCUGCCGGAGGGCGGCGGCGACGGCGUGGGCCGGCCGCUGCUGGACGCGGAGCUGGCCGUGCGACUCGCGAAGGCCCAGGACUGCAGUUCCGUCCUCGCGGAGAGCUCCGCGGAGGCGGCCGCGGCGGGCUGGCACGAGCGGCAGGUACUCAUCGAGGUCGACAACCGGACUGAGGAGGACUUCCACCUCGACGGUGAGUGGUUCGACCCCGGCAGGUGGCUAGAUCGGCCGACUGCUACGAUUCCGAGGAAGGGUGCAGACAAGGCGCAGAACGUCGUGAAGCUGAAGUUCACAAGCGAUCUGUUCCGCGGCGUCGCGGGGGUGGUCUGGUUCGUGAACGAGCCAGGGCUCGACACCUACCUCAGCAUCGCCUUCUCCAACCCCAUCGCCGGGUACGGCACCUUUGGCGCGCCCGCCCUGGCCGCCGCUCGCC
Molecule: messenger RNA, 755 nt
Organism: Prorocentrum cordatum
Lineage: Eukaryota; Dinophyceae; Prorocentrales; Prorocentraceae
Source: the annotation of a GenBank genome assembly